AUGUACUUCCGAACCACACUCCUCACAGGCCUCCUUCUCGCCAUAACCUCAAGCCAUGCUCAAAGCAAACCCGCGCCAAAAUUAGGCCCAUGGCAUUGCUCACUCGCAGCCGAUGGCUCGGGUCUUCCGCAACAGGCAUACUGCUGUGACGAGAAAGAAAUUGAUCGGACUUUCGACGAGGGGAAGCUUAUAGAGGCGGCCAAUUGCACGGCAGUCCCUCCAAACCAGAAUGUGGAAUGCAAGUAUGCAGCCGAUGUCUGGUGCUGCUAUACACCGGAAGAGGACAUGACCAGGUUGAGCAUUUCCCACCCCAGAUCGAAAGCUCCCAACAUGUACGCCUGGCUACAAAUAACCACCAUCCUUCUAGCAGUUCGGUUGCUGUUUUUCGUCUAUCAAAAGUGGGCAUCGCCUCUGCGCCGUGUGCCAGGUCCCUUCUGGGCUCGGUUUUCGCGAGCUUGGUAUUUCUACCGGGUCUGGCGAGGCCAUUUCGAGUGGGACAAUAUCAACUUGCACGACAAGUAUGACAGCGCAGUGGUUCGGCUUGCGCCAAACUGGUAUAGUUGUACGGGUUCUGAAUCUAUGAGGAAGAUAUAUGCGCCUGGUUCCAAGUUUGCCAAGUCGGAUUGGUAUGAUGGAUGGGCGCAUCCUGACCCAAGUCAGUGGACGCUGUUCCCUGAUAGGAAUAUGAAACGACAUGCGGAAACAAAGAAGCGCUUUGCAGCGAUGUUCUCGCUGAGCUCGCUAGUUAGCUACGAACCGUUUGUCGAGCGAUGCGUGGAUCUGUUCAUUAACAGACUCGAUGAGUUUGCGCAAGGCGAGGGAAGAGAAGAUAUAGAUUUGGUUUAUUGGUUUCAAUGCUAUGCUUUUGACGUUAUCGGAUGUAUUACCUAUGGAGAGCGCUUUGGCUUCCUCGAUAGCGGUGAAGAUAUCGAAGACGCUAUAAAGUCCGUUGGCUCGAUUUCUGGAUACUCAACGCUAGCAGGGAUAUAUUCAGAAUGGCAUCCAUUACUCUACAAAAUCACGAGUCAUCUUGGUGGCUCCGGGUCCAAUGGCCGUAACUUUGUUCGCCAAUUUGCCCUUACAAAGAUUACCAAGCACAAAGAACAAAAAGUCGACUUGGAGCUAUCCCAAGAACCGUUCAUGACCAAGAUGAUCCGGGCGCACCGACAAGAUCCAGACAAAGUGGGUGAUCACCACUUGUUUAUGAUGGCGCAGAGCAAUGUGAUUGCCGGGUUUGAUACAACUGCUAUAAGCCUGUCGGCAACCAUCUAUCUACUUAUGAAGAAUCCACGUGUGUUACAGAAAUUGCGGCUUGAAAUUGAUAAUGCCACACGCAAUGGUGGCCCUGGGGAAAGUCACAAUUAUGAAACAAUUACCUUUCAGCAAAGUCAAGGGUUGCCGUACUUACAAGCGGUUAUUAAAGAAUCACUGCGCAUGCAUUCUGCUACAGGCUUGCCUCUUUGGCGUGUGGUCCCAGAAGGUGGUGUCGAACUAGAAGGACUUCAUUUUCCGGGUGGCACUAUUGUUGGCACAAACAGCUGGGUUGUGCACCACGACCCAAACAUUUUCACUAACCCGAACGAGUUUGUGCCUGAAAGGUGGCUCGAUGAAGAUGAGGCUAAACUUCGUAUAAUGAAUGAAAUGUCGAUGCCGUUCGGACUCGGUGCCCGUACUUGCAUUGGAAGACACAUAUCUGCACUGGAGAUGGCCAAGGUGAUCCCAGUGCUUGUUCGGGAUUUUGAUUUUGAGUUUACAUCGGCAAGUAAAGAAUGGGAGACGGAGAAUUAUUGGUUUGUGAAGCCGAAGAAUUUCCGGGUUCAUGUAUACAAAAGGGCCGUUUAUUGA
Molecule: messenger RNA, 1845 nt
Organism: Talaromyces rugulosus
Lineage: Eukaryota; Fungi; Ascomycota; Eurotiomycetes; Eurotiales; Trichocomaceae
Exons: 6
Coding region: 1-1845 (614 amino acids)
Molecular function (GO): monooxygenase activity; heme binding; iron ion binding
Source: RefSeq, a predicted model, not a curated record